AUGCGUGCAGGCACGUUUAAAGCGCCCGCCACAGGCCCUCAGCUCCAGCGGGGAGAGAGUCCCGCUGCCUCGCCCGACCCCGAGCCUCCGAGCGUCCCGGUCCCCGACAGCAACCGCGAGGGCGCGAGCGUGUCUCCAGGACGCCAGGAGCGGCGGCCCCCGGGACCCUGCGUGCCGCCCGGGCUGGCGGAGGCGCUGAGCGCGCUGGGACUGGCGGGAGAGCGCGAGUACGCUGGGGACAUCUUCGCCGAAGUCAUGGUGUGCCACGCGCUGCCCCGGAGGGCCCUGCCCCGCGCUGUGACCCCGGAGAUGCGCGCGCUCGUGGUAGACUGGCUGAUCCAGGUGCACGAGUACCUGGGCCUGGCGGGGGACACGCUCUACCUGGCGGUGCACCUGCUCGAUUCCUACCUGCGCGCCGGCAGAGUGCGCCUCCAUCGCCUGCAGCUGCUGGGCGUGGCCUGCCUGUUCGUGGCCUGCAAAAUGGAGGAAUGCGUGCUUCCCGAGUGUGCCUCCCUCUGCCUCCUGGGCGCUGGCUCCUUCUCGCGGGCCGAGCUCCUGCGCGCAGAGCGCCGCAUCCUGAGCCGCUUGGAUUUCCGGCUGCACCACCCGGGCCCGCUACUCUGCCUCGGGCUCCUCGCCGCGCUGGCCGGGAGCAGCCCCCAGGUGACGCUCUUUGCCACCUAUUUUCUGGAGCUGUCUCUGCUGGAGGCCGAGGCAGCGGGAUGGGAGCCGGGUCGGCGCGCAGCUGCGGCGCUGAGCCUGGCGCAUCGCUUGCUCGACGGGGCGGGCUCCGGCCUGGAGCCGGCGCUUUACAGCCCCGCGGAGCUGCGCCCGCUCGAGCCGUGCAUGGCCCGCGCCGCGCUCCGAGGCCCCGCGCCCGGCCGCGCAGCCACCUUCCUCAAGUACGCGCGGCCCCAGCUCCAGGGCACCAGCCUCGCCGCCGCCCGCUUGCUCCGCCGCCCCCAGCCCGGACUUCCCUGAGUCUGGACACCCCAUCAAAAAAAGACUCUCCUUGUUUAUCCUUCUCCCAGUUCAAUAAAAGAGGUUGUUUUUU
Messenger RNA from Acinonyx jubatus (cheetah), 1054 nucleotides. It is a transcript of the gene CCNP, whose product is annotated as cyclin P. Gene Ontology annotation, biological process: mitotic cell cycle phase transition; regulation of cyclin-dependent protein serine/threonine kinase activity. The transcript has 7 exons. Gene Ontology annotation, cellular component: centrosome; cytoplasm; nucleus. The record is from RefSeq and is a predicted model, not a curated record. Bases 1 to 981 code for a protein of 326 amino acids. Lineage: Eukaryota; Metazoa; Chordata; Mammalia; Carnivora; Felidae. Gene Ontology annotation, molecular function: cyclin-dependent protein serine/threonine kinase regulator activity.